Messenger RNA from Nannospalax galili (Upper Galilee mountains blind mole rat), 2310 nucleotides. RefSeq names its product betaine--homocysteine S-methyltransferase (gene Bhmt). The transcript has 8 exons. Gene Ontology annotation, molecular function: zinc ion binding; betaine-homocysteine S-methyltransferase activity. The coding region runs from base 476 to 1699 and encodes 407 amino acids. Lineage: Eukaryota; Metazoa; Chordata; Mammalia; Rodentia; Spalacidae. The record is from RefSeq and is a predicted model, not a curated record.
AGGGCAUCGCAUCCUCAUGCAACAAUCUUGAAUCCUGGCCUUUGUCAAUAUUUGGGCACUGACUGGAAUUCUUACGGGCAGGGUCUGACAGUUUAAGUGGGUCAUGGAUACCUGACCCCAGCUCAAGGUCGGGGACUGGCCAAACGGGGCAGUGUGCAGAAGAGUGAGCAACCUAAGUUUUGUGGGGUUUUUUUGUUUCCUUAUCUUGCUUCUCGGUAUUUCCACCCAUCUGAGAGACCAAUCUCAACAUCUCCUGGUCCAGGCAGUUUCCCAGCUAGUCCCUGGCCAGAAUCAAAGGCUGGUAGGCGUGUUCCUUGCCUGAGGCUGGAGUUGGACCAAGCCAAGGAUCGAGAAACCCACCCCACGCGGAGCAGCUGUAUAAAGAGGCUGGCUGCCGCCCCGAAGUACCGGCUUUGCUGGAGAAAGCUCGCCUCCGGUCGACAACUGUGCUGAGCACCGGUCCAGCACCACGAAGAUGGCACCGGUUGCUGGCAAAAAGGCCAAGAAGGGCAUCCUAGAACGUUUAAAUGCUGGAGAGGUUGUGAUUGGAGAUGGAGGAUUCGUCUUUGCACUAGAGAAGAGGGGCUAUGUAAAGGCUGGACCCUGGACCCCAGAAGCGGCUGUGGAACACCCUGAGGCAGUUCGCCAGCUUCAUCGAGAGUUUCUCAGAGCCGGAUCGAACGUCAUGCAGACCUUCACCUUCUAUGCCAGUGAAGACAAGCUAGAGAACAGGGGAAACUAUGUGGCAGAGAAGAUAUCUGGGCAGAAAGUCAACGAAGCUGCUUGUGACAUUGCACGGCAAGUGGCCGACGAGGGAGAUGCUUUGGUAGCAGGAGGCGUGAGUCAGACACCUUCGUACCUCAGCUGCAAGAGUGAAACCGAGGUUAAAAAAAUAUUCCACCAACAAUUAGAGGUCUUCAUAAAGAAGAAUGUGGACUUCCUCAUUGCAGAGUAUUUUGAACAUGUUGAAGAAGCUGUGUGGGCAGUGGAAGCCUUGAAAGCAUCUGGUAAACCUGUGGCGGCUACUAUGUGCAUUGGGCCCGAAGGAGAUCUGCAUGGCAUUCCCCCUGGCGAGUGUGCAGUGCGCCUGGUGAAAGCAGGAGCCUCCAUCGUCGGUGUGAACUGUCACUUUGACCCCACCACCAGCUUACAGACUGUGAAGCUCAUGAAGAAAGGUUUGGAGGCCGCAGGGUUGAAAGCUCACCUGAUGAGCCAACCCUUGGCCUACCACACUCCUGACUGCAGCAAACAGGGAUUUAUAGAUCUCCCGGAAUUCCCCUUUGGACUGGAACCCAGAGUUGCAACCAGAUGGGAUAUUCAAAAAUAUGCCAGAGAGGCCUACAACCUGGGAGUCAGGUACAUUGGCGGGUGCUGUGGAUUUGAGCCCUACCACAUCAGGGCGAUUGCAGAGGAGCUGGCCCCAGAAAGAGGAUUUUUGCCACCUGCUUCAGAGAAACACGGUAGCUGGGGAAGUGGUUUGGACAUGCACACCAAACCCUGGAUUAGAGCAAGAGCCAGGAAGGAAUACUGGCAGAAUCUUCGGAUAGCUUCUGGCAGGCCAUACAAUCCUUCGAUGUCCAAGCCAGAUGCCUGGGGAGUGACCAAAGGAACGGCUGAGCUGAUGCAGCAAAAGGAAGCCACGACUGAGCAGCAGCUGAGAGAGCUCUUUGAAAAACAAAAAUUCAGAUCUGCAGAGUAGCCACAGGGCAACUAUUUGGGGUGAAUUCCUCUCUGUCUGGGCUAUAGUAUGCACAAAGACAGUAAAGGUGGCUAAGAGCCAAUGUGUGUUAACGCCAGCGUACACCUAUGAUUGGUAUUAGGAACUGGCAUUAUGAUUAGUAUUUAGCUAAACAAAAUAUAAUCACAAAUAGCACUUGACAUUUCUGAAAGUAUAAUUUAGAAGUUUACUUAGAAGUAAAAAAGAAAAGCCUAGUAAAUCUAAAACAGGUUUCCUAAGCACCCAUCAUGUGUAAGGUAUUACAGAAAUCAAUUGUAGCAUAGAAAGCACUAUUCAGAUGUGAGUCCCACUUCAAGAAGUUUGUAGGUUUGGGAAGAGGAUAGGACAUGAACUGCCAUAAAUGACACAGCAACCAGACAGGGACUGCAUCACAAAUGACACAGAAACCCACUCUUUCUAAGGUGUUGCUAGCAGUGGCUCCCAAGUCUUUUGAGCAUGACUGCUAUUGAGAAAUAUGUAACAUCCCUGUAGAAAAUGACACAUAACCAUGGAGAUGAAAUGAGGGAUCCAUUAUGGUAUUUUCUGUUCUCUUCCAUUUCAUUAAUAAAAACGUGCUGGUUGAACAUCUUCAA